UGUACUGUUUAUAAAUGUGCCCCUCUAUUUAUCGCCCAUGCAGGGUAAAGCGUUUUGUGUCACGCUGAACUGUGUGAAAAGUGGUCUAGAAACAAAGCCGAAUGAUCGCUGGUGAGACGCGUUUUGUGGGAACUAUAUGUUGCACACGGCGGAGUGAUACCGUGACAAGAAGGAAGUUUAGCGUCGCUCUUUCAACGGACGCGCAUUCUUGUCACUAUGGCAACCACAUGCCCUUCCUCCUCAGCGUCCACAGCUCCAUAGCAACGGUGGGAAAGUAAACAGCUCUGAAGUUGUGCAUUAAAUCGUUAUCGGAACCUUUUUUCCCAUCUAUCUGGCUUCUUCGGCUCCGCUGCGAAAUGAGCUGUGAUAUGUCAAGAACCAAAGGCAAGGCAAAACCGGACGGUUUCACCGUCAAGGCCUUCAUGAAGAACUCCGUGGUUGAGGGUCCUCUGUCGACAGGGGUGUUUCACCCACUGUCGUCCAAACCCACCACCUUCCGGACUUACUACGAGCGCAGGGAGCUCCCGAUCGCCGUGGACUACAACAGCAGAGGCAAGAACAUCGCGUGGAAAGUGGACAUCGAGAAACUGGACUAUCAGUACUAUCUGCCGUUGUUCUUCCACGGCCUUUGCGAGACCGAAUACCCUUACGAGUUCCUCGCGCGGCAGGGGAUCCACGACAUGCUGACGCGCGGAGGCCCCAAGAUCCUCCCCGUCGUGCCCAAGCUCAUCAUCCCCAUCCGGAAUGCCAUGAACACCAAAAACCACCAGGUGAUGUGCACCACCCUGCGGAUCGUGCAGCACCUAGUGGCGUCCGCGGACGGCGUCGGUGUGGCACUGGUGCCUUACUUAAAGCGGAUUCUGCCCGUGUUCAGCCUCUUCAAGAACAAGAAGAGAAACCUGGGAGAUGCCAUCGAGCGGCAGAGAGAGAGCAUCGGCGAUCUGAUCGAGGAGACCCUGCAGACCCUGGAGCGCUACGGUGGCCCGGACGCCUUCAAACAAAUCAAAUCUAUGAUACCCACCUGGUCCUGCGUGAAGAACUGACAGAUGGAGCUAUUGGACUGAUUACUGCAAGGCUACUUCUUUUACUUUGUUCCUUAGGAAGUUGGUUCCAAAGUUGCUCAAAAAUAUACCAACAUU
This is a messenger RNA of Fundulus heteroclitus (mummichog), 1139 nucleotides long. RefSeq names its product parkin coregulated gene protein homolog. Lineage: Eukaryota; Metazoa; Chordata; Actinopteri; Cyprinodontiformes; Fundulidae. The coding region runs from base 357 to 1043 and encodes 228 amino acids. Gene Ontology annotation, cellular component: vesicle; neuron projection; cytosol. The transcript has a single exon. The record is from RefSeq and is a predicted model, not a curated record. Gene Ontology annotation, molecular function: Hsp70 protein binding; Hsp90 protein binding.